AUAUAUGAAAUACGCGAUGAAAUGGGUUUACCUGACCAACUCGAUUGCCAUCCGUAGUGGAGGUAAAUAGUAGUAGGGAAUACGCAUGCCCUUGGUUCCUCUACAAAAUCAAAAGGGUUUAUCUGAGAAACCUAGACAGUAGACACGGCAGAUGUUGUCCUUGGUCUUCUCCACAACCACGGAUAUUCCAAAACCCAGUUACCUGUCUUUGUGGCAAUAGGUUAACUUCAGUGUUGUUAUGCCAAAUCUGACAACGUUCACUGAAAUCUGUGAGUGAAUAAAUGGUUCCUAAUUUUCUCAUUGCAAGGUUAACUGCAUCAUUAUCAUCGUUCACACACCACAGGAGUACCCAAACCCAAUUGGGUUCUCUGCUUCAACACAAACACAAUGCUUUCCUUUUUUUCUUCAAUUCAUUCUCUUCUGGCACCUCUUCUGAUUCUGAAUCAGAUGGAAACUACCACAAAGGUGACACUUUUACUGUGUCUUAUCUCAUCAACUCAUGUGGGGUGUCCCCAAGAAAAGCCAAGGAACUCUCCAAUAGGAUCAAUUUGAAAACCCCAGAUGGCCCAAAUGCUGUUAUUGAUCUUCUCAACAACUAUGGCUUCACCAAAACCCAUCUUGCAAAACUUGUGGAGAAACACCCUUUGGUGCUUGUUGCGGAUGCAGAGAAUACCCUUUUGCCUAAACUCAAGUUCUUCCGUUCUAUUGGGCUUUCCAACACUGACAUGCGUAAGAUUUUAAUUGCUAACCAUACCUUGAACAGGAGCUUGAAAAAAUUCUUCAUCCCACGUUAUGAGAUCCUCAGACGUGUACUUGGUGAUGAUCAAGAAGUUGUUAGAGCUAUAACAAAUUCCCGAUUUGGUUUUACAUAUGGUGACACAAUGAACUUGGUUCCAAACAUUGAGGUUUUGAGGCAGUCUGGUGUGCCGCAAGCUUCUAUCACUUUCCUGAUGAUCAAUUCUGCGACUGUAGCCUACUGGAAGCAUUCCAGAUUUGUGGAAGCUGUCAACACUGCUAAGGAAAUUGGGCUUAAUCCCUUGAGAACAAAUUUUAUUGUGGCCGUUGAAAUGCUUCUAAUUAGGAGCAAAGCCGUAUGGGAAUCAAGGUUUGAGGUUUAUGAGAGGUGGGGUUGGAAUCGCGAAAUGGCUCUUCAAGUAUUUCGAAAGUUUCCCUGUGUUAUGAAGUUGUCAGAGGAGACGUUUGCCAAAAAAAUGAGUUUCCUAGUGAAAGAUAUGGGUUGGUUAUCAGAAGAUAUUGCUGAAUAUCCUCAGGUGAUAGCGUACAACUUGGAGAAGAGGAUUAUCCCUAGAUUCUCGGUAAUCAAAAUCUUGAAAUCAAAAGGUCUGAUUGAGAACAAAUUGCACUUAAGUGCCAUUAUUUGCAUAACUGAGAAAAAAUUUCUAGAGAAUUUUGUGGUCAGUUUUCAGAAAGAUUUGCCUCUCUUACCAGAUGUCUAUGGUGGAAAGGUCAAGCCUUCAAAUGUAAUGUAAUCUUUGACGGUUUUUUCUUGCAAUUAUCCUAACAGCCAAUUUGUCUAUUUCAAUGCAAAAUUGGACUUUGAUUUGGGUCGCUUUCA
This is a messenger RNA of Glycine soja, 1576 nucleotides long. Its product is annotated as transcription termination factor MTERF15, mitochondrial-like. Bases 282 to 1490 code for a protein of 402 amino acids. Gene Ontology annotation, molecular function: double-stranded DNA binding. Gene Ontology annotation, cellular component: chloroplast. Gene Ontology annotation, biological process: chloroplast organization; regulation of DNA-templated transcription. The transcript has a single exon. The record is from RefSeq and is a predicted model, not a curated record. Lineage: Eukaryota; Viridiplantae; Streptophyta; Magnoliopsida; Fabales; Fabaceae.